AUGGCCUGUGUGGACGAGAAGGUGAAGGUGCUGGAGUCGUGCAUUGUGACGCCCAGCGAGGAGAUGCCUAGGCAUCGACUUUGGCUAUCCCCGCUCGAUCUCAUGAUGGUCAACAGAGGCCAUACCCCAAACGUCUACUUCUACCGCUACGCGUCUAGCUCCGGCGUCGUCGACGAUAUCUUCUUUGACGUGGCCAGGCUGAAGGCGGCGAUGGCCAAGGCCCUGGUGAACUUCUACCCCCUCGCCGGCCGUCUCGGGGUGGAUGGCGACGGUCGGGCCGAGAUCGACUGCGCCGGCCAGGGCGCGCAUUUCGUGGUUGCUCGCUCGGACCUCAACGUUGACGACUUCAGCGACUGCCAGCCGUCGCUGGAACUAAAGAGGCUCUUCGUUCCACGCAUCGUCGACGACUCACCGGGCGUCAUGCUCGCCGUCCAGCUGACCUUCUUCAAGUGCGGCGGGGUGGCCUUAGGCACGGCGCUGCACCAUGUCGCCAUCGACGCCGUGAGCGCGGUCCACUUCUUCGAGACGUGGUCGGCCUUCUCCAGGGCCGGGAGCCGCGAUAAGGACGUCGCAGAAGUGCUGGAGCUCCCGUGCCACGACCGCACCCUCCUACGUGCGCGCUCCCCGCCACGCGUCGUGCACCCCGACGCCGCUGCCAUGUUCUGGCCGCUUAAAGAUAACCCAAACAUAUCCGAGCCGAGCCCACCGCCGGGGCCCGUCGUCAACGAGAUUCUCGUCAUCUCAAAGGACCAGAUCGCCGCUCUCAAGCAUGCCAGCAGCGGCGCGAGCACGUUCUGCGCCGUGAGCGCCCAUGUGUGGCGGUGCAUGUGCGUCGCCCGCCGGCUGGCUCCCGAAGCCACGACACGCCUCACCUUCCCGGCCAACUUCCGGCGCAGCCUGAGGCCGCCGCUCCCAGCGAGGUACUUCGGCAACGGGAUCAUCAUGGUGGGAGCCGCCGGCAAGGUGCGGGACAUCGCGUCGGAGGAUCAGCUCGCGCUGGCCUCCGUCGCUGAACGGGUCAAGGAAGCCGUCCGCGGGCUGGAGGACGAGCUGGUGCGUUCCACGAUCGACUACCUGGAGAUGAAUGAGGCUCCACCUGCGAGCAGCAUGCCGGAGACCGAGGUGAGGAUCGUGAGCUGGCUAGGCAUGCCGGUGUACGACGUGGAUUUCGGGUGGGGGAAGCCGUUGACGAUGAUGCGCGCCGUGCAGCAGCGCGCCGGUCUCAUUUACCUCAUCGACGGCGGGCAGGGAGACGGCGGCGUUCGCGUCCUCUUGUCCAUCGAGGCAGAAGCUCUCGAGGACUUCCAGCGCCUGCUAUACAAAAAUUUAUAGGAUAAGGGGAACAACCUUCAUGCUGUUUCAAUAGUGGAACUUCGAUUUCUUUCUGUCGCGAGUUUGUUUCCUUUCACAUAGAGGUUCAGAAUCCAAAAUUGUCCCUUUCGCGAC
Messenger RNA from Lolium rigidum, 1446 nucleotides. RefSeq names its product putrescine hydroxycinnamoyltransferase 1-like. Lineage: Eukaryota; Viridiplantae; Streptophyta; Magnoliopsida; Poales; Poaceae. Gene Ontology annotation, molecular function: acyltransferase activity, transferring groups other than amino-acyl groups. The record is from RefSeq and is a predicted model, not a curated record. The transcript has a single exon. Bases 1 to 1332 code for a protein of 443 amino acids.